Messenger RNA from Oppiella nova, 651 nucleotides. The record is from the annotation of a GenBank genome assembly. NCBI's taxonomy places the organism in Eukaryota, Metazoa, Arthropoda, Arachnida, Sarcoptiformes, Oppiidae.
AUGUUUUCAAUUAGCUGCGCAUCGAUAGCCUUAUGCGGGUUAUUAAUAUUGGGCACUACUGGUGCCAAACAUGACUUAAUGGACAUACUGUCCCCUAACGAAAAUACCCGUAACUCCAUUAAGAGGAACGCCUGUUAUACCCGACAUACUGAUCCCUCGGAACAAUGUCUGUAUGGUCGGGAGCCGGACGCCCGGGAAUUGUCGGUUAUAUCAUUGGCCUUAUGCGGGCUAUUACUACCGGGUGUCACGUGUGUUGAGCACAACUUAAUCAACAUACUGACCCCCAAUGCCAAUACUCGUAAUGACCUGGAAAGGGAUGCCUGUUUGGGUAGGAAUAGACCCGACGCUCGCAAAUGUCUAUACAAACGAGCGCCGGAUGCUCACGAAUUAGCCGGUAAAUCGCGAACAUACCUGUGCUGUGUCGCUGCAAUAUAUUCAGAUUGCUUGCUAUCAACCGCUACUAAUCAGGAUACUCGAGAUAAAUUGGAGACUAAUUCCUGUUUAAGUAAAGUUACGCCCGAUGCUCGUAAAUGUCUGUUCACUUGGGCACCGGGAGCUAAGGAUUUGAGUCCUAAAAACCGAUUAUACGACUGUUGUGUAGCCGAUGUAUAUACAGAGUGUUUACUGUCAACGGCUGUGAAACUGGGCUAG